This is a messenger RNA of Chrysochloris asiatica (Cape golden mole), 1186 nucleotides long. RefSeq names its product vesicle-associated membrane protein 4 (gene VAMP4). The record is from RefSeq and is a predicted model, not a curated record. Gene Ontology annotation, biological process: vesicle-mediated transport; Golgi ribbon formation. Bases 222 to 644 code for a protein of 140 amino acids. The transcript has 8 exons. Gene Ontology annotation, cellular component: membrane. Lineage: Eukaryota; Metazoa; Chordata; Mammalia; Afrosoricida; Chrysochloridae.
GAUCGGUUCGAUGAGCCGGGGGCGCAGCUGCUGCGGAGCGGCAGACAUUGGGUCUGUGCCCACUGUCUUCCCCCUCCCCGUCUUCCUCCCUGCUUCCGGCUCCUCCCCCCGCCCACCCAGCACAGCCGGCCCUGGAGAGCUGCUCCGAGCUCCCCGGGAGCCACAGGUGGUGAAAUCUUAUUCUCCUGGGAAGUAGAAGACUACUUCGUGGGUAAAAAAUUAUGCCCCCCAAGUUCAAACGCCACCUAAAUGACGAUGAUGUCACUGGUUCUGUGAAAAGUGAAAGGAGAAAUCUUUUGGAAGAUGAUUCAGAUGAAGAAGAGGACUUUUUUCUGGGACCAUCUGGACCAAGAUUUGGACCUAGAAAUGAUAAAAUUAAGCAUGUUCAGAAUCAGGUGGAUGAAGUUAUUGAUGUUAUGCAAGAAAAUAUUACAAAGGUAAUUGAAAGAGGGGAGAGACUAGAUGAACUACAGGACAAAUCAGAAAGCUUAUCGGAUAAUGCAACUGCUUUUAGCAACAGAUCCAAACAGCUUCGAAGGCAAAUGUGGUGGCGUGGAUGCAAAAUAAAAGCCAUUAUGGCUUUGGUUGCUGCCAUCCUUUUGCUAGUGAUUAUCAUUCUUAUAGUUGUGAAAUACCGUACUUGAUUUGAUGACAGAAAUCUUCAUCAAACAAGAUCUGGGACAAUAAUAAUAAUAAAAGAUUGCUGCAUAAUUUAAAUGAAACCUAUGUAUAUACUGUCAAAACUUCUUUUUUAAGAAACUAAAAGGCAAGUAUCACUGCAAAUUGGAUCACUGAGAAUGCCAGUUAUCUUAUUCCCUUCUAAUAAAACAUGCUUUUAGUAAUUUGGUUGAAGGCAAAAAUAACUAGCCUCUAUGUUACCAUAUUCCAAGGCUCUAAUUUGAAAGUAGAUACUUGCCAGCUCAUUAUUUAUGUAUAUAAACACUGUUGAUGAUAUUUCAUACUGCUAUUUUAAUGGCGUCAGAACUUGAAUUACUGCCUCAAGGUGGGAGUCAGCCUAUGUAGAAUACCGAAUCACUCUACUUAAAGAGAUGCAGAGUCAUCCUGCCAGUCUUUGCAGGAUUAUUCUUCUCACAUUACAGCUGCUUUGCAUUCAGUUUCCACAUGUUUAUGGCUGUAACAAAAGCUAACUGUUGUAAAUGUUGCUGCCUUCAGCUAUAACUAAAAA